CAGGCUGUACAGCUAACAUUUGUUGUUAUUAUUUGACUAAAAAGACCAAUGAACAUGAUCACUAAUUUGUGAUACCUUAGCUGAGCUAAUUUAAGUUUCUCCCUCCCAUACACAAUUUGGAAAAACAGGAAGAGAACCACAAAGAGAGAAAUCAAGAGUCUUUUAUCACUUGAGUUGAAAGAUGGCAUCAUUUGCAGGCACUACCCAGAAAUGUAAAGUGUGUGAAAAGAAAGUGUACUGGGUGGAACAGCUCACUGCAGACAACAAGGUGUACCAUAAAUCUUGCUUCAGAUGUCACCACUGCAAGGGCACCCUCAAGCUGAGUAAUUAUUGUUCCUUUGAGGGUGUUCUGUACUGCAAGCCUCAUUUUCACCAACUCUUGAAGAUGACUGGCAGUUUGGACAAAAGUUUUGAAGGUGUUGCCAGAAUUGCUAGAGUGGAAAGAUCUUCCGAUCAGGUCCAAACCAACAGUAAGAUUUCAAAAUUGUUUUCUGGAACUCAGGAAAAGUGUGUUGGUUGCAAGAAAACAGUGUACCCAAUUGAGAAGGUGGCUGUUGAUGGCAAAUCUUACCAUAAGUCUUGCUUCAAGUGCACCCAUGGAGGUUGUGUAAUCAGCCCAUCAAAUUAUGUGGCUCAUGAACAUCGUCUUUAUUGUAGACACCACCAUACUCAGCUGUUCAAGCAGAAGGGUAACUUCAGUCAAUUUGACAAGCCUGAAAUUGUCCAAGAGAUCACUGAGGACACACCAUCUGAGUAAUGCUAUAGAACUUUCACCAUACAGUGGCAAUACAAGUCCAGAUGAUGACUCUUUUUAGGCAUCAAGUGGCACCAUUACAAAUCCCCUGUUCAAUUCAUUUUAUAACAUAUAUAUGUUACUAUGUUUGUGAGGCAAGUUUGUAAAGAGGACUUUAAUUUAAUUUGUUGCAAUUUAUUUUUUA
Lotus japonicus is the source of this 938-nucleotide messenger RNA. Its product is annotated as LIM domain-containing protein WLIM1-like. Lineage: Eukaryota; Viridiplantae; Streptophyta; Magnoliopsida; Fabales; Fabaceae. The record is from RefSeq and is a predicted model, not a curated record. Gene Ontology annotation, molecular function: actin filament binding. Gene Ontology annotation, cellular component: plasma membrane; actin cytoskeleton. Gene Ontology annotation, biological process: actin filament bundle assembly. The transcript is spliced from 5 exons. Bases 182 to 757 code for a protein of 191 amino acids.